Symbiodinium sp. CCMP2592 is the source of this 5796-nucleotide messenger RNA. Lineage: Eukaryota; Dinophyceae; Suessiales; Symbiodiniaceae. The record is from the annotation of a GenBank genome assembly.
AUGCAAGCAUCGAAUAGCCCGUGGUGGUCAGUGACUCCAGAGACUCCCGACAAUAGAGCCGUCACUGAUAAUAGAACCUCCGGGGCUGUACCCGUGAGCGAGCCACGCGAGCCACCGUAUCCACCGCCUUCGAUUCGUGCCUUGGGUACUAAUUCAGAAAGGGUUGCGGGAUCUUCAGGGCUAGAGGCUUCCGGGUCGCUAAGUGUUCUUCCGAGUGGGAGAAAUUUGCCGCCCCAGCCUCCUGUUCCAAAAGCUAAAACAGGAGUCACGCCAUCUACUGCACCAAACGUCGGACCAUAUCUCACGCUCGGACAGCGAGCAGCGGUUAUCUCACCUAACAAUCCGUUGCUUCGUGUGCGGUCGAGAUCUCCACCACGGUCCUCUUCGAUCCCAUCUGGAUCGGCAGGUAGCGGGGUUGGACCCGAGAGGGAGCGCGAGGCAGCCGAGGAGAUUCUUGAAUCAGCCGAGGAGGCUGCGGAGGAGUCUCUUGAUUCAGGUGCGGCUGCAAGCAGCGGGGUUGGACCCGAGCGCGCGACAACAGGCAGCGGGGCUGGACCCGAGAGGGAGUUGAGGUUCCGACCUGUGGCGCGUCAGGUGACUUCGCUUAAGGUUGCGGAGGGAUUGCUUCCGCCGGGUACUUCUGUGCUGCUGUCAUUGGACAUUCAUUUGGUCGCUGACCGCGACGAGGCGAGGACAUCUGCGUGCCUUGAGAGACUCUUGCGAGAGCACUCGGACUUGGCUGUGAUUUUCUGCUCGUACGCGGUGAAGCAAAAGACCAUUGAUAAGGCGGUCCAGUGUAUCCACCGUAUUUGUGAUCGGACGAUUGUGCGGCGCCCUUUGACCUUUCCCAUUUUCUUCACGACAUCCAAGAUUGCGCCGGGCACAGGCAAAGGAGCACAAUUGUCUAAGUUGGCGGAUAUCUUUAGCCGGUCGCGACCCGCUCCACUGACCUUUUUGUAUCACGUGGACGAUCAAGAUCCGAUUUGCAAGAACGUGACAUCCUACGGCCAUCACGGUGUGCAUUGGGCGGAGGAGGACCCGCGUGCUUUGGAUCAGAUCGAGUUGCACUUGCAUCAACAUGCCCAUCGGCAGCAGGUCCUUCAGGUUGGGGUUGACCCGGUAGCCCAUGCGAACAUGCAAUCCGAAGCAACAUCAGCCAUCAUGAACGCCAGAGCUGAGACAGCAGCCGUGUUUGGCGAAGCCGAAGCAGUGAUUCAGUCUCUAAGAUCAGAGAACCAACAGCUAGGUGCCCAGGCCGCUGCGAUUCAGGGUGAGUCGUAUGCCGCCAUACAGGUGCUAAGGUCCGAAAACCAGCAGUUGGGUUCACGCGCUUCGGUGAUUCAGGGUGAAGCUGAAACGGUGAUCGGAAACCUCCGAACUGAGAAUCAACAGUUAGGGGAGAUGAACCGUGAGCUCAACCAGAGACUCGAAAAGCAAGCUAAGAUGAUCCUUGAGCAGCAAGAGUUAUCUAAGGCUAUGCAUCAGCAGCUAAUCGCGCUUCAGUCGCAUGUGCAAGCUGCCGAACCAAAGAACCCAAGCAUCCCUUCAUCGGCUAUCCCCGCGAGCUAUACCCAAAAUGGCGCGGAUCAGGCUGCGUCUGCAUUCAACGCAUUGCAGGCACUCGCGGGUGAAGUUGGGGGAACAAUGCGAAGGAUUGAACAGGCAAUUGAGGCUUCCGGUUCUAGUGGUUCGGUUGCCCCGGGUCCGGUUGAGUUUGGAUUGCCACCGUACCAAUGCAGCCGUAAGAGCAUCUUCACGGGUAGAUUGCAUUCCGCAACACCCGCUUCUCCACCUCCUCCACCACAGAAGCUAAAGCCCCAAGUCUUCGACAUAGCAGAUGAAGAUGACUUUGAUGAGCAUGGCGAAGAUGAGGGUGAUGAGGACGGAGAAGAUUUCGAGGAUGAUCCAAUCGUCCCCGUUGCGGCUCACGAGCCUGAAGAUGACAGAGAUUACGAGUCUAGCAUUUAUAAGUACAAAGACCUGAAAGACAUCAAGCUUCCCCAAAUUCCGGGUUCUAGCGUUGAGUUCAGGGCUUACCGCAAUUCGGUGCUAACACAGAUUGCGUCAAUCGAUUGCAGCGGCAAAGCCGUCCUGUUGAACAAAGCAACUCCAGGAGUCACCGACGCCAAUCGUGGUGCCGGUGAGGGUGCCAACAGGGACAAAGGCAAAGGUAAAGGGAAAGGCGGAGGUAAGGAUGGCAAGGCUAAACCUCAGAAACCUCCAGCUGCGAAGGAUUCGUCAGCUGAACAAUCCGGCCAAAGGCCAGCGUGCUUCUUCUAUCCAAAAGGAACAUGCACUAGGGGAAAGGAUUGCCCUUUUGAGCAUGUAGAUGCACCAAAGAAAGCUGCUCCAUCAAAGGCCGCCCCAAAGGUGCCUGCCGGAGUCGCCAUGUUAGCAGCCGCGUCGACGGGCGCGAGCGCAUGCAACAUCCCUUCAUCAUUUGUCCGCGGUUUCAAAGCCACAUGUCGCUUGAUCACCGCUCCCUUUCGUGUGUUUGCCCGCUUUGCGGCAGCACUUUCAUUUGCAUUGCCCGCAACCGUGCAUCAUUCGCAUGAUCGCAUUGCCGCGACAGUCAGUAGACCUAACUGUUCAGGGGGGUCGUACUUCCUUGAUUGGGUUGCUGAUUCUGGGGCAGGGAGAAGCCUGCUAAGCCAAUCCGCGCUUGCAGAUCAGGGCAUUUUGACUGAUAUGUUCAGCGAUCACAUCCGGUCAACCAAGCCGUUGCAGUUUGAAACCGGGAAUGGUGUGACGAGCAGUGGCACCUUCCUUACUACAACGAGCGAUGCCUUUGGAUCAGUAGAAUCCUAUGUUCUGCAAAGCUGCCCGGUAGUGCGGUCUUUAGGCCAACUAGUAGAGUUGCAGCGAAAACCUUUCGUUUGGCUUCCUGGUAGCAUGCCGUUCUUCGGUAGUGACGAAGAUUGCGUCCAGAUCACUUGGGAUUCGGAUCGUGUCAUUUAUGCCCAUAAGGUUGAUGACUAUGUUCCGGUAUUUCGUGAGCAGAUCAGGUUUGGUGGUGAUGGUUUGCACAGAGCCUUAGCCGCUGGUGAGUCUGCUCCGGCAGCCCCAGCAGAGGUUCCUGCGCCCGCUGUCCCAGCAGAGGACCCUCCUCUCCCAGCUCCCGCAGCACCCCCUCCACCUGAUCCAGGGGAAGGUUCCGGUGCCGACGAUGAGGGUGAUGAGGAUGCACCAACCAAGGCUCAGCGGCUAAUCACUGAAGCCCAGAUCAGAGACGCUGCACCGCCUGAUGUUGAGCGCCCUGAUCCUUUGGCGGAGUCUGCACCCGCAGCCCCCGAGGGUGAUGAGGAUGCUCCAGAGCGCGCGAGCUCCUCUGCUGGCCCACGGGCUCCAGCUGGUGUUGUAGUUCAGUCUUCCGAAAGCAAAGUUCCAACAGGUGAGUUUGGUUUGAGUGCAAGGUUUCUCGCAAACGAGAGAGCGCGUAACAACACCAGAAGGGUGAAGGAACUUCCAGGGGAAAAUGUUCUUAUCGAGUACGGUUGUGAAGACGAGUCUGAGAUAAGAGAUGCUUGUGAACGUUGUAAGGUUCAUUGUGUUAGUCUGCCCCAGUCAACGCUGGACUUGACUUCGCAGGAUGACAUGCAGCAAGUUGUUUCCCAAGCAAUCCCAGGUGUAGAUGCUUGGUUCACCAUACCAUGCACACAUAUGUCUUCACACCAAGCCGUACAUCGUGAGUCCCAAAGUCCCAAGUACGCGCGAAAGAUUGCACAAAGGCAAGCAACAUCCAAGCGAAUGUUGGUUUUGGCCCUAAAUGUUGCCGACCAUAUCAUUGAGCAGGGGGGUCGGGUUUCGUUUCAGUGGAGUUCUGAUUCGGGGGUUCUUGUGCAGCCUGAGUGGAUCGACUUCGCUUCGAAACACGAGCUCUCCAGUGUAGCCUGUGUCAGCGGUAACAAAGCCACCACCAUUGCUUCGAACUCCAAGCGAGUACUGGAGCACUUCGCAAAGGUGUCAACGAAGGAGUCAUCAGAGAUCAAUGCAACGAACAUCAAAGCGUAUGAGCUUGCGGAUCUCGUGAUACAAUCCUUGUUUCCCCAGAGGUACUUCAAAAGUGUCCCCAAUCUUGGUAAAGCUAGCGCGCUUAUCACCAAGAAUCUCUCUCGCCGAGAAUGGCAAGCUGAGCCGAAGGCGCUUGAAGCCAUCGCUCAAGAAGCUGAGGGGUUGCGCCGAAACGGCACAUGGGAUGACACGACGGCCAUGCCUUUGCAUGAGGCGAAGGUCAAACUUGAUCCCGAGUGUUUCAUAGGUUCUGAGGGUGUUCGGAUCUUAGGUAGACUGCAUUGUCGGUACGAUGAACCAUCGUCGACCACAAUGGCUUUUAGGAUGCCUGAGUAUGCUGAGCAGAUUGUCCAAACCUAUUGCGAGAUCACCGGGACAACGCCCGACAAGCUUCGUCGAGUGAACACGCCCUGCAUCGCUGAAUCGUCAAUGACCGACGAGGAUAUCUCAGCGCAAGGCGAGCUCCACGAUUCAGCAUCACGCAUCUUGAUGCGCUGUUUGUGGUUAGCUCGUCUCUGUAGAGCUGACAUCGCAUUUGCUGUAACUCGCCUAGCUUCCAGGGUCACUCGGUGGACCGCCUGGGAGGACAGACAAGUGCUUAGACUUGUGUCGUAUAUUCAUCACACCAGAGAUGUUUGCAUGAAUGCCAGUUGCUCUUGGGAUGCCGCUCCCGAGCUACGGGUGUAUACAGACGCUGACUUCGCAGCCUGUCCCUACACUUCACGUAGCACGUCCGGGAUUGUAGUCCACAUAGGCACAGGUCAGCAUGCAUUCCCUGUGAUGUGGCAAAGUCGCAAGCAAACGUCUGUUGCGAGGUCGACGCCAGAGGCCGAAAUGAUCUCAAUGGCAUCAGCCAUGUUUUCAGAGGUCAUAAACCUGCAGACGUUCUUACAGUCAGCCUUCAAAAGCACAGUGCCAAUCAUCUUCUUCCAAGACAAUGAAACUGUUUUGGCCAUCCUGAAGUCAGGAUACAGUCCAAAGCUUCGCCACUUAGGGCGCGUGCACCGCGUGAACGUGGCAAGUAUGGCAGAGAUCUUUGAGCAAGAAGAUUUUUCGGCUACUUACGUGAACAGCAAGGAGCAAUUAGCUAAUGGUUUGACUAAGAUCAUCCCUCCUGCUGAGUGGUCUGAUAUGCUCACACAGUUGUGCCUUCACGAAGGUGUCCCUCACAGUGCGACCGUCUCAAAGGUCGUAGCUGAGGAAGCAGAGCGUUUUGCAAGCUCACUGCCUAGGAAGAUCACACAAGAAGACCUUGUGCAGCUUUUGUCGUACUUGCCAGGGGAGAGCGCCGUGCGCCCCUCUGCAAGUGAGGCAAUGUGCUUCACCACCGGUGCGUUCGCGCACGGAGGUGGGAUCGCAGGUUUAAGGCAAAAUGUAACCCUCUUCCCAGUAGUCACUGCGGUUUUGUGCAGGUUCAUCCGUAGGGUGUUGCCUAAGCAUAAGUUUACGGCAGUGAUGUUGGCCAAGAAUCAAAUUACUUUGACUCAUAAGGAUUCUUACAACGAGCCAUGCAGCAAGAACGCUGUAAUCCCACUUGAAGUGUUCGAGGGGGGCCACGUGUGGGUGCAGUCACAAGACGGUGGCUACCCAUGCCCAGACCUCAGUCGAGGUGAGAAGGGCGAGAUCCUUAAAUGGCCAGCGAUCUUCGAUCCAAGACGGUUACAUGCGACGACCCCUUGCACGAAGGGUGACAGAAUCGUCAUAAUUGCCUUCACACCUAGAAACGUGAGCAGGCUGCCCGUCGACAGCCAGCUGAAGCUGCGAGAGCUUGGAUUCCACUUAUAA